Messenger RNA from Anopheles maculipalpis, 1602 nucleotides. RefSeq names its product SET domain-containing protein SmydA-8-like. Gene Ontology annotation, molecular function: protein binding. The record is from RefSeq and is a predicted model, not a curated record. The coding region runs from base 1 to 1602 and encodes 533 amino acids. The transcript is spliced from 6 exons. NCBI's taxonomy places the organism in Eukaryota, Metazoa, Arthropoda, Insecta, Diptera, Culicidae.
AUGCUGGAAGACGAAGACGAUCGGAUUGAGAAGAUCUGUCCAAUCUGCAAGAAGGAGGCUAGCAAACGAUGCUCUCGGUGUGCCAUGGUGUACUACUGCUGUGUCGAACAUCAGCAGCAGGACUGGAAGGUGCACAAAGCCACCUGUCAUCCAUUCAAAAUCUGCUCGAAUGAACAGUACGGUCGGUUUUUGGUGGCAACGCGUGAUAUUAAAGCAGGGGAGAUUAUACUGAAAGAGGCGCCGCUAGUACACGGACCAGCACAAAUCACCGGUCCAGUCUGUGUGGGAUGUUUGCAGGGACUGGAGGAGAAAAAAUAUAAAGAAUGUGAACGCUGUGGAUGGCCCGUCUGUAAGCGAUCCUGUCAAGAUCAUCCAGCUCAUCAGGCAGAGUGUAAAUUUACCAUUGCGCGGGGCAGUAAAAUUUCUAUCCAGCACUUCUAUGUGCCACAUCCAACGUACCAGUGCUUAAUGCCAGUGCGGUGUCUGCUGCUGGCCGAGAGUGAUCCUGCCCGUUGGGAAGCGCUGCUAAAAUUGGAAUCACACGAAGAAGAACGGCGCGGUUCGGAGCAAUGGCGAAACGAUCGAGAAGGUGUUGCCAAGCUGAUUCCACGAUUCUUCAAGUGUGAAAACAAAUGGGACGAGGACGAGAUACUGCGCGUGGUUGGCAUUGUUCAGGUGAACGGCCACGAAGUCCCACUGACGGAACCAUCCUCGGUAGCGAUCUACAACAUGGCAUCGAUGCUGGAACACUCCUGCCGGCCAAAUCUGUCGAAAAGUUUCACUAAUCGCGGCGAAGUGGUCAUCUGGGCACCGAACGCAAUUCGACGCGGCGAGCGGCUCAGCAUCUGCUACACGGAUGUGAUGUGGACGACGGGCAAUCGGUUGGAACAUCUGCAGCAGACAAAGAUGUUCCGCUGCGAGUGUGAGCGCUGUAAUGAUCCGACCGAGUACGAGACGUACUUCAGUGCGCUCAGGUGUUCCGGCUUUCAGAAGGAUUCAAAGUGCAAGGGCUACCUGUUGCCGGUGGAUAAGGCCCAGUGGACUGGCGAUUGGAAGUGUUUGCGAUGCUCGAAGGAGGUGACGGGUGCGGCUGUGGGACAGAUCCUGGAACGGGCCCGUAUGGAUCUGGAAGCGAUGGAAAAACAUCGGGAGGAUCACUGCAAUAAGUACAUGAAGCACUACUCGAAGUGGCUUGCCUCGAAUCAUCAGUUUAUGGUGGAUGUGAAGAUUUCGCUGUCGCAGGUGAUUGGCGGCAACAAUCCGGAAGCGAUCAAGAAGAUCCCGUACGAUAAGCUGAUGAACAAGAUCAAGGUUUGUCAGGAAUUGAUUGCGCUGUUCGAGAAGAUUUGUCCCGCCGAAGCUCGUGCAUUCGGUGCCACCCGGUUCGAACUUCAUGCCGCUCUGGCCGAGCUUGGGCGACGUUCUACGGAGGCAAAUAAUUCAGCUGCAGCAGCAGUACAGCUGGAAGACUCGCUGUACAAUGCUACCGAGUGCAUACGAAUGCUGCUACACGAACCGUCCGUGCUGAUGGAAAGCAAAAUAUGUGCACAGGCCCGUGUGAAUUCCAAUACGCUGAAGGCACUGCUAGGCAUCAAGGAGUAG